Messenger RNA from Cladophialophora psammophila CBS 110553, 630 nucleotides. RefSeq lists its product as uncharacterized. Gene Ontology annotation, cellular component: membrane. The record is from RefSeq and is a predicted model, not a curated record. The coding region runs from base 1 to 630 and encodes 209 amino acids. Lineage: Eukaryota; Fungi; Ascomycota; Eurotiomycetes; Chaetothyriales; Herpotrichiellaceae. The transcript has 2 exons.
AUGGCCGGUUUCAUUUGUCGCGAGAUUGCAGCAGAUGAUCAUGAUGCAAACAGUCUGGCCAGUGCAAUUCAGGGGCUGUUCUACAGCGCGACACCAACGUUCACCCUUCCUCUAUACAUCUUUCUGCUCUUCUCUUCAGUCACCAUUGAGCUGUUGCCGUGGCUGCACCCCACUAUUUCCUACAUCACCAUUUGGAUCUUCACUACCGCGAUCAUCUCCUGCACCGCUCAGGGUGCAUCAACAUACUUCAACCCAGACGCGAAGAAAGGAUCCAUCGGCCCAGCUCACGCUCUCCUCAAAGCAAGCCUGUUUUUGCAGCUCGCUCUGAACGGGGCGUUUGCCUGCAUCCUCCUCAAUCUGCUUUUUCGACGGAACACCACUGCUAAUCGUCGACGAGGCCUUCUGUUGUCCAUGUUUGUUCUGAUAGCGCUUAUUUGCGUGCGCAAUGUCUUUCGGACGAUCCAGCUCUUCGUCUCACCACGCUCCCCACUGUGGACUGAUGAAGCGUACUUCUGGGUCUUUGAGAGCUGCGCCAUGUUAUGCUAUACAGUAUUGUUUCAUACCCUCCAUUUGGGGAAAUAUGUUCCUCCUGGGUUCGGCGACUGUACCCCAGGAAGACGGUGUACCUGA